GCCUGGAGAAGAACUGCUGAGAACUGCCCAAGACAACCAUGGGACAGCUCUGAAAUAAGGAAGGAUGUGCUGAGCUAUGUCCAAAAGUGUUAUUUCUGCAGCAGGCAUGUCACUGGCAUGACUCCUGUAACCUUCCACAUCUCCGUUGCUUUUCCUCCAGCGAUCCCCUGUGUCGUAUCUCAGUGGAGUGCCUGGAGUGGCUGUGCAGAGCCUUGCAAGACAACCUAUCGCGUCCGGACGAGGCACAUCAUCCAGGAGCCCAGGAACGGGGGAGAAUCAUGUCCUGCUCUGGAGGAGAGGGCUGGCUGCAUGGAGUACUGGAGUCGGCAGGGAACAGAGUGCCAGCAGUCCCUCAUCCCAGCAUUAAUAACUACGGGAGGCUUUGGAAAAGCGAGGAAGAAAAGAGCUGCAGCUGAUGGCAGUGAAAGGGCAGGGUACUGCGUGCAGUUCCGGCUGGUGUCCCUGGCGCCGGGCUGCCGGCACGGCCAGCGCUGGAUGAGCGGGCUCCGGGAGGGGCUGCGGCUCUGCGUGGAGUGCCAGCCCCCAGCCCUGCACCGCCCGGGGCAGCCCUGCCGCGGGGACGGCGCCGCCAGCCCGCAGAAUCAGCUGUUGCACUGGCAGGCGGUGGGGAACCAUCGAUGCAAGGGAACCUGGAGGAGAAUUCGCCGGCUGGACACUUGUUCCUGCCCUUCUGUUCACAGUUUCUUGUUCAUCUGACCUCUCCUGGCAGUCCCUGCAAGCCCCAGUGUGCGGCAGCAGCAGAGCCCCAGCCAGAGCAGGGACUGCUCCGUGUCAGAGACUUUGCUUUCCCUGCCUUUCCAGAGGUGCUGGCUGGACACAGCCACCUGGAAUCCUCUGUGUGUGUGUGUGUGUGUGUGCGCUCCUCAAUUUCCAAGGAAAUCAGGUGGGAACUGCCAAUCUCUUUUUUCCCUGAGAGAAUCUUGUCUGACCUUGAUGACUUCUUGCAAUUACUCCUUUCUUGAAAGGAAUGAGAAUUUACCAAAUAACAAAUCAAACAAAAAAGGCCAUAAGAAAUCAGGUUUAAUUAUUAUUUUUUAAAAGUCUUAAUGAAGAAUCAACAAUGCAAAAUAAAUUAAUCCAAGUGCCUUCUUUUUGUGGCAACAGCGCUUUGUGGAUACUUCCUGCUCUUGCUUGUGAUUCUGUUCCUUCUAUUUUCAUCCUCCCUUGUCUCAUAAUUUCAUUUGGCCCUCAGUCUUAGAGAGGGUUGAUCUUGUGCUGCUGAGGUAAUGACAGAACUUAGAAAUGUGCUUGUCAGAUCUGUGGGAAUAGAGACAAACUGGCCCUUGACUUCAGCUUCAAGGAACAUCUCUGAGUUGGCCCAAAAUGUGAUGCAGUCUCCUGGGGCUCUAAAUAGGAAGUCAGCUCAGCUGUGCCAGGAGGGCUGACUAUAGCCUUGUGUUUUUGACUGGGAAAUACUUGAAAUAGUUUCCUUAUAUUCUGCUUACUAAUAUUAAUACUUUUCUAUAAA
Zonotrichia albicollis (white-throated sparrow) is the source of this 1489-nucleotide messenger RNA. The record is from RefSeq and is a predicted model, not a curated record. Lineage: Eukaryota; Metazoa; Chordata; Aves; Passeriformes; Passerellidae.